This is a messenger RNA of Trematomus bernacchii (emerald rockcod), 2136 nucleotides long. It is a transcript of the gene nmnat2, whose product is annotated as nicotinamide nucleotide adenylyltransferase 2. Lineage: Eukaryota; Metazoa; Chordata; Actinopteri; Perciformes; Nototheniidae. Gene Ontology annotation, biological process: NAD+ biosynthetic process. Gene Ontology annotation, molecular function: nicotinamide-nucleotide adenylyltransferase activity; nicotinate-nucleotide adenylyltransferase activity. Gene Ontology annotation, cellular component: Golgi apparatus. The record is from RefSeq and is a predicted model, not a curated record.
CCCCAUCACCAAGGGACACAUCCAUAUGUUCGAGAAAGCUCGAGAGUAUCUGCACAAAUCCGGACGCUUCAUCGUGAUUGGAGGAAUCAUCUCGCCGGUGCACGACUCCUACGGGAAGCCGGGUUUAGUGCCCAGCAGACAUCGUCUCACCAUGUGUCAGCUGGCCGUGCAGUCCUCUGAUUGGAUCAGGGUGGACCCCUGGGAGUGUUACCAGGACACCUGGCAGACCACCUGCAGCGUGCUGGAGCAUCACCGAGACCUCAUGAAGAGAGUCACCGGUUGCAUCCUGUCCAACGUCAACACGCCGUCCUCAACUCCUGUGAUUGGUCAGCCUCAGAACCAGACUCCGCCCCCUAUCUACCAGAACCAGAACAACAUGAACCACAAGCCCACAGCCAUCAAACUGUGGGGGAAGGUGAGUGAGAACCUGGGGAAGAUCUGCUGCGUUCGCCCUCACAUCGACCGCUUCACCUUCAUCGAUGAAAACGCUAACCUGGGGACGGCGAUGAGAUACGAGGAGAUCGAGUUACGCAUCUUGCUCCUGUGUGGCAGUGAUCUCCUGGAUUCCUUCUGCAUCCCUGGCCUGUGGAAGGACAGUGAUAUGGAGGUGAUCGUGGGUGAUUUUGGGAUCGUGGUGGUUCCUCGUGACGGAGCGGACACAGAGAAGAUCAUGAAUCACUCCUCCAUCCUGCGCAAGUUCAAGGACAACAUCACGGUGGUGAAAGAUGAAAUCAGCCACCCGAUGUCCAUCGUCAGCUCCACCAAGAGCAGACUGGCCCUUCAGCACGGAGACGGCCAUGUUGUGGAUUACCUGAAUCAGCCCGUCAUCGACUACAUCCUGAAGAGCCAGCUCUACAUCAACACCUCCGGAUAAACAGAGUCCAAAACCACCUCCAUCAGAGUCCAAACCACCUCCAUCAGAGUCCAAACCAGCUCCAUCAGAGUCCAAAACCACCUCCAUCAGAGUCCAAAACCACCUCCAUCAGAGUCCAAAACCAGCUCCAUCAGAGUCCAAAAUCUCCUCCAUCAGAGUCCAAAACCACCUCCAUCAGAGUCCAAAACCUCCUCCAUCAGAGUCCAAAACCACCUCCAUCAGAGUCCAAAACCACCUCCAUCAGAGUCCAAAACCACCUCCAUCAGAGUCCAAAACCAGCUCCAUCAGAGUCCAAAAUCUCCUCCAUCAGAGUCCAAAACCACCUCUAUCAGAGUCCAAAACCUCCUCCAUCAGAGUCCAAAACCAGCUCCAUCAGAGUCCAAAAUCUCCUCCAUCAGAGUCCAAAACCACCUCCAUCAGAGUCCAAAACCACCUCCAUCAGAGUCCAAAACCACCUCUAUCAGAGUCCAAAACCACCUCUAUCAGAGUCCAAAACCACCUCUAUCAGAGUCCAAAACCACCUCUAUCAGAGUCCAAAACCACCUCUAUCAGAGUCCAAAACCACCUCUAUCAGAGUCCAAAACCACCUCUAUCAGAGUCCAAAACCACCUCUAUCAGAGUCCAAAACCACCUCCAUCAGAGUCCAAAACCUCCUCCAUCAGAGUCCAAAACCUCCUCCAUCAGAGUCCAAAACCUCCAUCAGAGUCCAAAACCUCCUCCAUCAGAGUCCAAAACCUCCUCCAUCAGAGUCCAAAACCUCCUCCAUCAGAGUCCAAAACCUCCAUCAGAGUCCAAAACCUCUCUGUGUGUUGUCUGUAUUAAAGUCCGGGGGCAUGCUCGUUGGAGAUGGGAAAACUCGUACGUCGAUUUGUGAGAAAACCCGACUUUUCAAAUGGAUUCCAUCCUUUUCUCUGUGAAUAAACAAGGGCUUAACUCCAAAAUAAAUAAAACUUGUUUGUCUAAAUCCGGCUUUACUCGAGAUGAUUGGAGUUCACUUGGACCGAAGUAAAACGUUUAAAUAAUACAAAAAAGCAGAAGUAAAAUAUUAUUUUUGACCGGUCUGCAGAGCGUUAUCUCGUUAUAUAAAUAACUUCUAAAAUAUAUCUCGCCUUUGUGUGCGAAGUGUACACGUCGUGUUGUGGACAGAACAUACGGAGAGGCAUUCAAAACUAAAAAGAAAACACUGAUUUCAAAAUGUUCCAUAACGACAAAAUACUUUGGUGAAUAAAACUGUAAAAAUGUAUAUAAUUGGAGCAAAAAAU